AAAUAGAGUAGAUUACAUUUAUUACUCCGUAGAAGCGUUAUACAGCGAGUUGCUGUUAAAAGAAAGCAUAAAGGCCCUUUUUAUUUUCUCUCCACUCACUACUCGAGAUCAAUACACUACUGCAUUCUCCAAGUGCACUGCAAAAACAAAUUCAAGCGUAAACACGCAAAUUAAAUAAUCCAAGCAAAACUGGUGAAGCGGCAGUGCGAUUGAUUGUGCUUCUCUUAAGGGUCGCUCCUCCAGCCGUAUUCGUGAAGUUGCUUAUAUAAGGAGUUACAAUACAAGAUUUGAUCUUAAUUCUCCUGCAUCAAAUAUUUAGCGUGAGAUAGUGACAUUUCACAACAAGAUCUAGCCUAGGCAUCAGCCCGUGAAAGACAAGGAAAAUAAAAAUGUUAACCGAAAAACAGGGUGAGGAAUCAAUCGUGUCGAACUUUAACGAUAAUGAGAGUAACAUAAACAAUAAGGAAGGUGGUGAUGGCGGCAAAGAGGAUGAUCAGUCCAUGUUUGGCAUUAAGAGUUUCCUCUGGCACGGUGGUUCGGUUUGGGAUGCCUGGUUUAGUUGUGCUUCGAAUCAAGUGGCACAAGUGCUACUUACUCUUCCAUACUCUUUUUCGCAAUUAGGAAUGCUUUCGGGAAUACUACUUCAGAUAUUCUACGGCUUUUUGGGCAGCUGGACAGCGUAUCUCAUCAGUGUUCUAUAUGUUGAGUACCGGAGUCGGAAGGAGAAGGAAGGUGUCAACUUCAAAAACCAUGUCAUUCAGUGGUUUGAAGUUCUGGAUGGAUUAUUGGGACCCUAUUGGAAAGCUGUCGGUCUAGCCUUCAAUGUAAUUUUCCUUUGCUUCGGAUCUGUUAUUCAGCUCAUUGCUUGUGCAAGUAACAUAUACUACAUCAAUGAUCAUUUGGACAAACGCACAUGGACUUACAUAUUCGGAGCAUGCUGUGCUACAACUGUGUUCAUCCCCUCUUUCCAUAACUACCGCCUUUGGUCUUUUCUUGGCCUUGGCAUGACUACGUACACGGCUUGGUACAUGGCCAUUGCAUCUCUCGUCCAUGGACAGGUUGAAGGGGUAACACAUUCCGGGCCAUCGAAGCUAGUGCUGUAUUUUACGGGCGCCACUAACAUAUUGUAUACGUUUGGUGGACAUGCCGUCACUGUGGAAAUAAUGCAUGCCAUGUGGAAACCUCAAAAGUUCAAGUACAUUUAUCUGCUGGCCACACUCUAUGUAUUCACUCUAACACUUCCGUCUGCUGCGGCUGUCUACUGGGCCUUUGGUGAUGAACUUCUCAACCAUUCAAAUGCUUUCUCUCUCUUACCUAAAUCGGGUUUCCGUGAUGCCGCCGUUAUACUCAUGCUUAUCCAUCAGUUCAUUACAUUUGGGUUUGCAUGUACACCAUUAUACUUCAUAUGGGAGAAAGUGAUUGGAAUGCAUGACACAAAGAGUUUAUGUUUGAGAGCUCUAGUAAGGCUUCCAGUGGUGAUACCAAUUUGGUUUUUAGCAAUUAUAUUCCCUUUCUUUGGGCCCAUUAAUUCUGCUGUGGGUGCCCUCUUGGUUAGUUUCACUGUCUAUAUCAUCCCAGCUCUUGCCCAUAUGCUCACUUAUAAAGACGCCUCCGCAAGAAAGAAUGCUGCAGAGAAACCUCCAUCCUUCUUUCCAAGUUGGGCAGGAAUGUACGCAGUGAAUAUGUUUAUAGUUGUUUGGGUAUUGAUAGUAGGAUUUGGUUUCGGAGGAUGGGCUAGCAUGACCAACUUUGUAAGGCAGAUUGACACAUUUGGACUCUUUGCUAAGUGUUACCAAUGUAAUCCUCCACCAACACAUCCUUCCAGUGCUUCUCCGCCACCUCUUCCUCCACGGCACUGAUCGAUUCUCCUUCCUCAAAUGCAUGCAUCGAGCGAGCACUCCCGUGGUAGACAACUACAAGACAAAAAAAUUGGGUAUUAAAAGACCAACUCAACCAAAAGUUUAAGUUGAUGGUAAGACCCUGAAAUAUAUUUUAUACUUUAUUAUUGGGUUAAAUCAUUCUGCAUUUUGUAACAUACUGGGAAAAAUGAAACUGUAGCUAUAUUUUGUCUAUUAUUAUAGUAAACAAUGCUUUGGUUUAUACUUUUUUACUUGAAUUUUAUUUUUAUUUUUAUUUUUUUUAAGGAUUUCUUAUUUAAUUUAAGGGAUUAGAGAUCAAUCAUGGAGUGUGUUGAAGAAUAUUUAGUUUGAUAAUUUAUUCAAAGAAAUAGAAUUAGUGGUAAAUGAAGUUUGAAGUGUAAACUAUAACUUUUAAUAUUAGCAAGUGAUGUUCGUUGUUUAUUUGUCGUUGUA
Messenger RNA from Chenopodium quinoa (quinoa), 2312 nucleotides. Its product is annotated as auxin transporter-like protein 4. The record is from RefSeq and is a predicted model, not a curated record. The coding region runs from base 390 to 1859 and encodes 489 amino acids. The transcript is spliced from 10 exons. Lineage: Eukaryota; Viridiplantae; Streptophyta; Magnoliopsida; Caryophyllales; Amaranthaceae. Gene Ontology annotation, cellular component: plasma membrane.